This is a messenger RNA of Trypanosoma cruzi, 711 nucleotides long. Its product is annotated as mucin TcMUCII, putative. The transcript has a single exon. The coding region runs from base 1 to 711 and encodes 236 amino acids. The record is from RefSeq and is a predicted model, not a curated record. NCBI's taxonomy places the organism in Eukaryota, Euglenozoa, Kinetoplastea, Trypanosomatida, Trypanosomatidae.
AUGAUGACGUGCCGUCUGCUGUGCGCCCUGUUGGUGCUCGCCCUGUGCUGCUGCCCGUCCGUGUGUGUAGCAGCGGAUGGUGAAAAAAAUGUUGAUGUCCCCGGUCAACCGCCGGUUCAGCCAGGGGUGCAAACUCCGAGCAGUAAGCAACUGCAAUCAGGUGCUUCCGGUGUGGCGGGGUCACAAAGUAAUUCCGAUGUAACACAGGGACAAAAUCAGGUAACUGGCGGAGGAGGAAGUCAAAACUCUCUCCCAAGCCCUCCUGCGCCAACGGGAGAAAGUGCUACGUCCGGCACGAAAGGGUCCACAGAUCCGGAAGCCGGCAGGUCAAAGGAACCAGAUGCAGUGACCGGAGCCGGAGUGUUACAAAUACAGCCCAGAGACGCAGAGUCACCGGAUUCGAGGACCGUUACAGCGCCAAGUACGGCCACUACGGGAAUGUCACCAACUCCUCCAAACGAACUGGAAAAUAAUUCAGCAAAAAGGAUCACUGCGCCAACUACGACCACCACGACUGCAGAGGCGCCAGCCACCACCACGACAACUACAACACAGGCUCCAAGUGAUACGAGUACGGAGGCGCCAACUACCACGACCACCCGCGCACCGUCACGUCUGCGCGAAAUCGACGGCAGCCUCAGCAGCUCUGCGUGGGUGUGUGCCCCGCUGCUGCUCGCCGUAUCCGCGCUGGCGUACACCACUUUGGGCUGA